Molecule: messenger RNA, 723 nt
Organism: Cornus florida
Lineage: Eukaryota; Viridiplantae; Streptophyta; Magnoliopsida; Cornales; Cornaceae
Product: protein SMALL AUXIN UP-REGULATED RNA 51-like
Exons: 1
Coding region: 126-545 (139 amino acids)
Biological process (GO): response to auxin
Source: RefSeq, a predicted model, not a curated record
CGUACGCUCACCUUAUCUCUUGAUAACCAGCUCUUACACUAUAAAUAAGCAAGCUAACAUGCUGAGAAAACGCACUCACUGAGUUUUAGAAAAAGAAAAAAGAAGAAACAAAGCUAUAGCUAGCCAUGGUUAACUUCAGAACCAGUGCUAAUAAGAAGAAGAAUAGCAUUAUAAAGCUCAAGAUUGUUGUAGAAAAACUACAAAAGAGUCUUUUACAGGGCAAGAAACCGGCCUCUAAUUCCGACGAGUUUGAAGAUGUUAAUGACUCCAUGAAUGUGCCGGAGGACGUGAAGGAAGGGCACUUUGCCGUGAUGGCAGUGGACGACGAUGAACUCAAGAGAUUCAUUGUUCCAUUGAGCUUUCUGACCAACCCAUCCUUCUUGAGACUGUUGGAGCAAGCAGCCGAAGAGUACGGUUUCGAUCAUGAAGGUGCUCUAACAAUCCCAUGCAGGCCAAGCGAGCUGGAGAGGAUACUGGCUGAGGAUAGAGAAUCAAGAGUUGCUGUCAACUGGGGUUCCUCUAAAACCCUGGUGAAGAGCUGCUAAUAAAAGCAAAUAAUUUCUUUGGCUUUUCAUAUUUUAUUUGAUUGUCUCUUUUGUAACCUCCAUUAGAAGGCCCCUCUUUUUCAAGUAAUUAUUUAAUUUGUAAUCUUUGAAUCUCUCUUCAGUUGCAUGUGUUAGGCCUAGUCGUCUCUCUAACAAUAACCAGAGCAAUAUGGAUUGA